Molecule: messenger RNA, 3090 nt
Organism: Anopheles coluzzii
Lineage: Eukaryota; Metazoa; Arthropoda; Insecta; Diptera; Culicidae
Gene: Gld
Product: glucose dehydrogenase [FAD, quinone]
Exons: 5
Coding region: 750-2573 (607 amino acids)
Molecular function (GO): flavin adenine dinucleotide binding; oxidoreductase activity, acting on CH-OH group of donors
Source: RefSeq, a predicted model, not a curated record
ACUAAUAAGCCACCUCUCAUUUGUUGUCCAACGCUCGCCAGGGAAACGUCAAACCGCUUAAACGGUCGUCUGCUGGGAAUCGCAGAAGGCUUGCAGACUCCGUAUUCUUUAAGCUUCUAGUGCGUAGUGACUGUGUGUGUGUGUGGCUUGAGACAUUUCGUAAGUGUGCGCGCUACCCCCAGGAAGGGGUGGAAGAAUUUUCUCUCUCUCGCGCCCGCGCGCACGAGCGCAGAAGACGCGAUCAAGGGCUCCGUACGGCCCGUGCGCGAACGUUCGAGCUCAGAUGAUCUGGUGAAGUCAACCGGGACGGUACUGCUGUCUGCUGUCCUGGCCUCCUCAGAGACACUUCCACAGCUUCAACGAGUGCCCCACCGCAACAGCCCAAGAAUAGUGCCAUAUUGUGACAGUGACUCCCAGUGUGUGGUUGUGUAUGACUUUGGGUGUAAAGUGGUGCCGACAGUGCUUGCAGGAUUUUUGGUUUCGCAUUCAAAAGUGCCCAGGAAGCGAUCACUAUCAUCGGGUGACGAGAAGCCCGACAAAAGCUCAUUAGCAGCUCGUUACGUGCGCCCGACGCGCAUUGUGCAGAGGCAAUAAGGCGUGCGACAGAUCGUUACGACUGCGCGACACAUCACCGGAAGAGGCGCCCAGGAACCAGGCAGCCAUCGCCACAACAACAACAGCAACCCCAGUGAAACACCACGAACCAAUAACGUUGGAUCUACCUUGAAAGUAUAGUCAGCGGUGACAGGAUGUCGUCCUGUGCGUGUCCUAUGACGAGCCCCGUCGGGGCCACGCUGGCCGCACUGUGCGGCGGUACGCAGUACAUGCUGUUCAUGGGACUGCUGGAGGUGUUCAUAAGGUCACAGUGCGAUCUGGAGGAUCCGUGCGGACGGACCAAGGCAAAAUCAUCCCGAAAUGUGGACUACGAGUACGACUUCAUUGUGGUUGGCGGUGGAUCGGGCGGUUCGGUAAUCGCGUCCCGGCUCUCGGAGAUCAAGAACUGGAAGGUGCUACUGAUUGAAGCGGGACCGGAUGAACCGACGGGCGCCCAGAUCCCGUCCAUGUUUCUGAACUAUCUCGGCAGCGACAUCGACUGGAAGUUUAACACCGAGCCGGAACAGUACGCCUGCCUGGGGUCGCCCGAGCAGCGCUGCUACUGGCCUCGGGGCAAGGUACUCGGCGGCACGUCCGUGCUGAACGGCAUGAUGUACAUCCGGGGCAACCCGCAGGACUACGACGACUGGGACGCGAUGGGCAAUCCGGGCUGGAAGUGGAAGGACGUGCUGCCGUACUUCAUGAAGUCGGAGGACAACCUGCAGAUCAACGAGGUCGACUCGAAGUACCAUUCGACGGGUGGCAUGCUACCGGUUGGGCGGUUCCCGUACAACCCGCCGUUCUCCUACUCGGUGCUCAAGGGCGGCGAACAGCUCGGCUACCAGGUGCAGGAUCUGAACGGUGCCAACACGACCGGCUUCAUGAUUGCGCAGAUGACGAACAAGAACGGCAUCCGGUACAGUGCGGCGCGUGCCUUCCUGCGCCCGGCCGUCAACCGGGCCAACCUGCACAUCCUGCUCAACACGACCGUCACGAAGGUGCUGGUGCAUCCGACCUCGAAGACGGCGCACGGUGUCGAGAUUGUCGAUGAGGAUGGGCAUAUGCGCAAGAUUCUGGUGAAGAAGGAGGUGAUCGUGAGCGGUGGAGCGGUCAACUCGCCCCAGAUACUGCUGCUGAGCGGCAUUGGACCGCGCGAACAUCUGGAGAAGGUGGGCGUGCGUCCGAUACACGAUCUGCCGGGCGUGGGCAAGAACCUGCACAAUCACGUCGCGUACUUCAUAAACUUCUUCCUGAACGAUACGAACACGGCACCGCUGAACUGGGCGACGGCGAUGGAGUAUCUGCUGUUCCGCGACGGGCUCAUGUCGGGGACGGGCGUUUCGGCCGUGACGGCCAAGAUCAGCUCGAAGUACGCGGAGCGACCGGAUGAUCCGGAUCUGCAGUUCUACUUCGGCGGGUUCCUGGCUGACUGUGCCAAGACGGGGCAGGUCGGUGAGCUGCUCAGCAACGAUUCCCGCUCGGUGCAGAUCUUCCCGGCCGUGCUGCACCCGAAGAGCCGCGGGUACAUUGAGCUGAAGUCGAACGACCCGCUGGAACAUCCGAAGAUUGUCGUGAACUACCUGAAGGAGGAUCACGACGUGAAGGUGCUGGUGGAGGGCAUCAAGUUUGCGGUGCGGCUCUCGGAAACGGACGCGCUGCAGGCGUACGGCAUGGAUCUGGACCGAACGCCCGUCAAAGCGUGCCAGGAUAAGGACUUUGGAAGUCAGGAAUACUGGGAGUGUGCCGUACGACAGAACACCGGUGCGGAGAACCAUCAGGCCGGUUCGUGCAAGAUGGGCCCGACCAGUGACCCGCUGGCCGUGGUCGAUCACGAGCUGCGUGUGCACGGCGUACGGAAUCUGCGAGUUGUCGACGCGUCCGUCAUGCCGAAGGUGACCUCGGGCAACACGAACGCACCGAUCAUCAUGAUCGCCGAGAAGGGUGCCCAUCUGAUUCGCCGGGCGUGGGGCGCUCGCUAGAGCUAAUUGGACCCCUCUCCUCCCCUGUCCAUCUACCGUGUGGACAGCACUUCUCCUAGCAUUUACGAAAUAGGGGACCGAUUCAUUUACCACCUAAGCUAAUCGCGUUUUUAGGCACUCCUCUUCUGCCCCUUUGUAUGUCCGUCCCGGGUGUGUUGCCACGUGUCACGCGUCUUGUUCGAAGCGUUCGAGAGUUUGUUUUGUUUUGGAAAGUAUUAGCUGCAUCUUUACACGAACAAAAAGUGACGGUUGGUUUCUAGCACUCGCUCUACCUCGAAUGGCAAAUCAAUUCAUUCCGCUUCCGGCACUAUUCACGUACGCCCGCGUUUGCUUCUAUCAAAAACGGGAGGUUAGCGUGCGCGUGUCACAACAGCUCAAGACAAAUCGGCACACAUUUCUCCCCUCUUCCUCUGAAAAAAAAAACACUCCCUGGCGUGACAAACCAGGCAUGUCCCGCUCAAAUUGUGUUAAUGUAAAGUUAAAUUAUGAAUAUCAAUAAAGAUUAAUUAUGGUACAA